AUCGCUCGGCCGGUGAAGAAGAAGCAGUGCAGUGCUCGAGACCGGAUCAAUGGGCAGUGACUGUGUGACUAAUUUUCUUUCGGAAACAACGCUGUGAUCUCGUUUUCACGGACCUAUUUUUAGUAGAGCUAAAAGAGUUUAUCAUAAUAGUAGUAGCGUGUCGAGGAUUGUAUUCUUUCAAGUGGACUUGCUGUGAGUUGACAUGUAUUGUACAAUGUCAUCGAACAGGACUUAAAUUUGUUUAGCAGUGUAGGUUAGCUGUUUUUGGACUGAGGAUGACGUCUUCACUGAGUGGUGCGAUGACCGAUGAAGAAGAGGAUCAGGAAAUUAACGUAGACUCCGGACACGAAGAGGGUGAGGAUGAGGACAGUUGUGGGGCCGACAGUUCCGGGGACUGCAGCCCUCCGGCGUCUCUUCCCUUCAGCAUCUCCCGGCUCCUGGGGGACUCCCCGACUUCCAGAGCGGUCGUACCGGGAACUCCCGACAUCGCCUCCCUCUACUCUCAUCCCGCGUUAGGUCUCAAGGCGCCCCAGGGCCUACUCUAUUCUCCGGCCGCGGGAGUCAUCCGUGUUCCCGCACACAGGCCUCCGCCCCCGGGACCCCCUCUGGCCGCACCGUUCCCCUGGCUCGCCAUCGACCCUGCCCUCAUGCACCGCAGCGCCGCCGCCGCCGCCUUCGCUUCUCAAGUCGUCAAGGAGAGGUUAUCAGCGACGUUUCCGAUGACCCGGCGGAUCGGCCAUCCCUACCAGAACCGCACGCCGCCCAAGCGCAAGAAGCCCAGGACCUCCUUCACCCGCCUGCAGAUCGCCGAACUGGAGAAGCGGUUCCACAAGCAGAAGUACCUGGCGUCGGCGGAGCGAGCCGCCCUCGCCAAAACCCUCAAGAUGACCGACGCUCAGGUCAAAACGUGGUUCCAGAACAGGCGGACCAAGUGGAGGAGGCAGACGGCGGAAGAGCGGGAGGCCGAGAGGCAAGCGGCUAACAGGCUCAUGAUGUCUCUACAGGCCGAAGCGCUCAGCAAGGGUAUGUACCACGGGGCCGGCUCCGAGAGGGGCCCUCCAGACUCUGGGGCCCUGAGCGCUCUACAGAACCUGCAGCCCUGGGCACCAGGUGGCCCCUCCCUACCACUGCAGCAGGCUCCUGACCAUUACACCCUCAGCCAGACACCCAUCGCAUCACCUAUAUGUUAGACAAGGACAAGUGUAGAAGAGACUAAAUGUGAUAGUGCAAUGAAAUCUCGAUUAUAAGUGACGUAAAGGCGUGUAAAAACAAGCUUUUUGUACAUUUUAUCUUAAAGAUUAUGUACUUUGCUAUAUAAGUGAAUCGAAAUACUAAUAAUGUCGAAGUGAAAUCAUGUUGCAUUGAAAUAAAUGUAUAACAAUAUCGUUUUAUAUUGGCUGAAAAAUAUUUUGAGGUUUAAUAUUGGUUUCUUUAAAAAAUGUGUAAAUUACUUUAUAUAUUUGGAUUUAUAUAAUAUUUUUUGCAAUUCGAAAACAUUCAGAAUUCUGAUUAUUGCUACAUAUCAGAAGUGUAACACAAUAAUUUGAAUUAUGGUUUUUAUACAUUAUCUACAGCACUUGAACUUUUGUUAAAUAUUUUAAAUUAGCUCAAAUAGUUUUAACGAAAGUAAUUUCCUUCAUUUUGGACUUUUAGUACUUAAUUACUACUGCAUUAAAAUAACAGAAAUGUAAAUAUGUAAUUUAUCUAUGUCGCGUAUGUUAGUGAUGUUUAAAAGUUAUCAAGUAUAUAAAUGGUUAAGUAUUGUCACAAACUUUAUCAUAAAUGCCACUAAAUGUUGUUAUAUGUAGCAGAUAUCAUAGUUUACUUGUGUACUUUUUGUUUGUAAAAAUAUCUCGAUCUGUAAAUAUUAGUGAGUACCUAGACGCUUUCAUGCUUGUGGACACUGUUUAUAUUGUACACUAAUCUGUAAAUUAAAUACUUACAUUAAAAUUAAUAAGAAAUAACUUUUCUGGAACAUUUCAUAAUAUUUAAAAUAUGUGCAUGUAAAAAGAAACAAAAGAAAGUAAGAAUUGUUUAGUUGCUUUAAAUGUCCAAUUAAGUACUAUUAUUGCAGUUUUGUUAAGAAAUCUUUAUUAACAAAUAAUUAGAAUUUUACUACAUUUAUAUUAUUCCUCAGAACUUUAAAUACCUGGAGUAGCUGUUGAGGCCAAUUUUAAAGUACGAGUAAUUUUACAAAUCUGUGCAUUAUUUUGAAGUCAAAGAUUUAGUUGUAAUUUUAUUUUAUUUUAAGGAUUAUAAUGAAGAGUCCAUUGUAAUUUGUUUUGUAUAGUGUAAGUUAGCUGAUUAAAGGCAACUUGUAUAAAGCCUGUAUUCUGAAAGAUAUAAAAAGCGUAACAAAUUUCUCAAA
This is a messenger RNA of Homalodisca vitripennis (glassy-winged sharpshooter), 2368 nucleotides long. Its product is annotated as T-cell leukemia homeobox protein 3-like. Bases 276 to 1190 code for a protein of 304 amino acids. The record is from RefSeq and is a predicted model, not a curated record. The transcript is spliced from 3 exons. Lineage: Eukaryota; Metazoa; Arthropoda; Insecta; Hemiptera; Cicadellidae. Gene Ontology annotation, cellular component: nucleus. Gene Ontology annotation, biological process: animal organ development; regulation of transcription by RNA polymerase II. Gene Ontology annotation, molecular function: DNA-binding transcription factor activity, RNA polymerase II-specific; RNA polymerase II cis-regulatory region sequence-specific DNA binding.